AUGGCACAGAAAUCAUCAUCUCUGCUCUUCAAUGAAGUGCUUAGCAACAAGAUUAUACAGAGGAAAUGCCUCGGAAUAGCUAAGAACUACUUCACCAAUGCAAUGAAGACUAAUCCCUAACAAGUUUAGUUCCCUCAAUACCCCUACAUUUUCUCAAAAACCCUAUCAUCUUUACUUCCAAAAGGUCAAAGUUUUAGAAUACCAAAGCUGUGCAAUAAUGGUCAAGUUUUUCAUGAAAUUGAACUUGGAGUAAUGCUAAAAAGGGGCGGAAGACAUCACGCUAAAAUGUCUGAUUGGAAAGAAGAUAUUGGUGGAUAUUUCCUUUUAAUAGAUUACACGGAUUUUGAUGAGGCCAAGAAAGCGAUGAUUAAUGGUCUUCCAUAUUUUAAAGGCAAAGCUCAAGACGGUUUCCUUUACUUAAGUGACUUGAUCCCAGUCGAAGCAAUUGAUGAUCCACAUUAAGUUGAAUUAGAACUAAAGAUUAAUGAUUAAGUGAAAUAAAAAGACAUCACAGGCAACAUGCACUUCAAGAUUCAUGAGCAAUUGGAAUAUAUUACUCGCUACAUGACUUUAGAAGCAGGAGACAUCCUAAUGACUGGCACUCCAGAAGGCUUAGGGCCAGUAAGUGAGGGUGAUAAACUAGAUGCUACUUUGACAUACAAGGGGAAGGUAUUAGCCUCUAUUUCUGAUGUAAUUCAGAAAGAGAGAUGA
Stylonychia lemnae is the source of this 711-nucleotide messenger RNA. NCBI's taxonomy places the organism in Eukaryota, Ciliophora, Spirotrichea, Sporadotrichida, Oxytrichidae. The record is from the annotation of a GenBank genome assembly.